AAUUGUAGCAUCUUAAGACGUGAAUUGCGCUCUGUGUGUGGAAAACGUGAGACAGGCCGGUGGAGAGCUUCUGAACAUAACCCAAGUAAAGUGGAAGGAGAUCGCUAAGGGAUGGACGGUAAAAAAGAAGGUAAAGGCAAGGGAGAGCUGAUCAUGGCAGCAGAUAAACUAGAGGGAUUCCCCUUCAUGGAGAGCCCACUCCCCAAGGCGGUGAAGAGGCGCGUUCACGCCCUGAAGAGACUGCAGCUGCAGUACGCACACACAGAAGCCAAAUUCUACCAGGAAGUGCACGAGCUGGAGAGGAAAUACGCAGCCCUGUACCAGCCCCUAUACGAGAAGAGGCGGAGCGUGGUGACUGGAGCAGUGGAGCCCACAGAUGAGGAGUGCGAAUGGCAGAGUGAAGACGAGGACCUGACGGAGGGUCUGAAGAAGAAGGCUGUGCUGGAGGAGAAGGCUGAGGAGGGAGACGGCACCAAAGGCAUUCCAGAAUUCUGGCUCACCAUCUUCCGCACCGUCCCCAUGCUCUGUGAAAUGUUGCAGGAGCAUGAUGAGCCAAUCCUAAAGCAUCUCCAAGACAUCACUGUGAAGUUCUCAGAAGCCGACCAGCCAAUGAGCUUCAUCCUGGAGUUCCAUUUCGAGCCAAACAGCUUCUUCAGUAAUACAGUGCUCACUAAACUGUACAAGAUGAAGGCCGAGCCGGAUGAUAACGACCCUUUCUCAUUCGAGGGCACAGAGAUCAUCGACUGUGAGGGCUGUACUAUCAACUGGAACAAGGGGAAGGAUGUGACCAUGAAGAUUAUUAAGAAGAAGCAGAAGCAUAAGGGGCGGGGCACCACGCGCACCAUCACCAAGACCAUCCCCCAGGACUCCUUCUUUAACUUCUUCAACCCCAUCAAAGAUACAUCAGGAGAUGGUGAAGUGGAUGAGGAUCUGGACCUGAGGCUGACUGCAGACUUUGAGAUCGGCCACCUGUUCCGGGACCGGAUAGUGCCCAGAGCGGUGCUCUACUUCACUGGGGAGGCCCUGGAGGACGACAUGAGCAUGGAUGAGGAGGAAUACGAAGAGGGAGAUGAGGAGCUGGAUGAGGAAGGCGAUGAAGAUGACGAGGAUGACUACGAUGGAAAGGCGUAGGCCUCUCCCCCCCUCCCACAUGCUCGUGUGUCUAGGCAGUGGAGCCCCAGCCCCAGGAGUGCAAGCAGCAGUGAGAUUGUGAUUGGACAGCAGAGCCGUCCAUCAACAUGCCCCCCAUCCCCAUCUCCCCU
Engraulis encrasicolus (European anchovy) is the source of this 1262-nucleotide messenger RNA. Its product is annotated as nucleosome assembly protein 1-like 4. The transcript is spliced from 15 exons. Gene Ontology annotation, molecular function: histone binding; chromatin binding. Gene Ontology annotation, cellular component: nucleus; chromatin. The coding region runs from base 112 to 1131 and encodes 339 amino acids. The record is from RefSeq and is a predicted model, not a curated record. Gene Ontology annotation, biological process: nucleosome assembly. Lineage: Eukaryota; Metazoa; Chordata; Actinopteri; Clupeiformes; Engraulidae.